AUGGCCGAUUAUAGGCAAAUGAAAAAGCCAAACAUACAACAAAUCAAGUUGUUGCUCCCCCUCUCCCUCGGCGUCUCCUCCUCGAUCCUAUUGCAUAUUCUUAAUGCCGAUAUCCAACGCCAACUCGCCAAGCCGUAUGGCGGGCUCGGUUACGACCUUCAUAUACUUGUCGUCGAUCCCUCAACCAUCCUCCCGUCGAGCACCAAAUAUGAUCAAGCCUAUGAGGCUGCAACAAAAGCGUUCCCGGACCUCAAAUUGACCCGCUUGCCGUUUCAUAGUGUCUUCGAGUAUGUCCCAGAUAUGAAGGAAAUUAUUCAAGAGUAUACGGGCCCACACUUCAGCGACGACGAGUCGCGGUCGAAUCAGGAUCGUCUGGCUGCAUUCCGUGCUGCUGUCUCAACCGCAACGUCCAAGGCCGACCUCGACUCUGUGUUGUUGACGAGACUUGUGGUUGGAUACGCAAAGAAUACUGGCUGCGAGGUUGUGAUUUGGGGUGAUUCGGAUAGUCGUCUUGCGGCGAAGACACUUGCUGGUGUUGCCAAGGGUCGUGGUGCCUCCUUGACCUGGUCGGUUUCCGACGGCAUGUCUCCUUGGGGCGUGCGCUUCGGCUUUCCGCUACGAGAUUUGUCAAAACCCGAGCUCGAGCAAUACAAAAGCGUUUGCGAGGAGCUUUCUGACAUCAUCAUCAGUGAUGAGCCUUUGUCAGACAACGUUCUCACGAAGAAUCUGUCUAUCGACGAGCUCAUGAUGCGCUAUGUUCACACGCAGGGCGAAAAAUACCGUGGUGUGAUGGCGAACGUGACGAGAACGGCAAAUAAGCUUGAGUCGACGGCCGGGUCGGACGAUCAUUUGUGCCCGCUGUGCGGAGGGCUCGUGGGGAAUGUCAAGGGCAACUCUGGAGUAACUGUCGCUAACCAAUCCAGUGACAACCACAGCUCCAAGUUCUGCUACGGGUGUAUGAGGUCACGUCCAGAAGCCACCUGCUAA
Molecule: messenger RNA, 987 nt
Organism: Penicillium canariense
Lineage: Eukaryota; Fungi; Ascomycota; Eurotiomycetes; Eurotiales; Aspergillaceae
Exons: 1
Coding region: 1-987 (328 amino acids)
Biological process (GO): tRNA wobble position uridine thiolation
Cellular component (GO): cytosol
Molecular function (GO): sulfurtransferase activity; tRNA binding
Source: RefSeq, a predicted model, not a curated record